Molecule: messenger RNA, 2081 nt
Organism: Babjeviella inositovora NRRL Y-12698
Lineage: Eukaryota; Fungi; Ascomycota; Pichiomycetes; Serinales
Exons: 1
Coding region: 493-2040 (515 amino acids)
Biological process (GO): plasma membrane lactate transport
Cellular component (GO): plasma membrane
Molecular function (GO): secondary active monocarboxylate transmembrane transporter activity
Source: RefSeq, a predicted model, not a curated record
CUUGAAGCAAGAAGGGAGCCACUCUGAUUAGAUGGCUUUUUUGAAAGAUAAACCUACUAUAUUAAGCAUGUUUGAAAAGCUACCUUGGCACAGCGUCACCCAGACAAAUAUCAAAGUAUAUGGAUAGUUCCAGCUUGGCGGUCGAAAAAUAGGCGUCGGAAUCUUUAAUCCAGGAUUCGGAAUUUGGGGUUUGUCUCGGAGUUCGACGCACUCCACCAUCAGAGUAGGCCCAGCGUGUGCAUGUCUCGUGCAUUGCCAUGGGCGAAUCUUUAGCCGGCCACCCUUCUCCACUUUCACCAAUCACCCCGUUACCCUUUCAAACAGUCAUAAUCAUCGAAUGACCAUAUAAUUUCUUUUUCAUCUCCGUUACGUCUCUGAAAAUACCUCGUUUAUAAUGGAGGUCUAAAGAUGGGGUAUAAAUAUGAGACGGUUUAUCUACUUGCUAGGAAUCGGCGAUUUGCUAAGACUCUAAGCGUGUAAAACAUAAACUCCAUGCCUUCUACACACGAAUUGAGCACUCCUACCUCCGAUGCCGUGCCUUCGCAGGGCCCCAAACUCGAUUCUGUCACCAUUAAAAGGUACAUCAAGACCAGAUUCACGGAGCUAUUACCCACCCGUGCUGAAUGGGACGCCAACAAACACAAUAUCAACCCUUUCAGUCCCUUAUCCCAGCUUACCAGAAAGAACUGGGCCUUCUUUGGAGUGGCUAUCUGUGCGUGGACGUGGGAUGCGUUUGAUUUCUUUGCCGUGUCUUUGAAUGCGAGCAAGAUUGCCGCAUCGUUAGAUGUCACUGUAAAGGAUAUUACCUGGGGUAUCACGCUCGUUCUUAUGCUCAGAUCUGUGGGCUCUAUUGGGUUUGGUAUCUGGGGUGAUAGAUGUGGUAACAAGUACCCCUUGAUUACCUGCUUGGUUUUGUUGAUUAUUAUCCAAAUCGGUACUGGUUUCAUCAACAGCUAUGCACAGUUUUUGGGAGUUAGAGCGAUAUUUGGGAUUGCGAUGGGGGGUAUUUACGGCAAUGCUGCCAGUUGUGCCCUUGAUGACUGUCCUGUAGAUGCCAGAGGUAUCAUUUCGGGUAUGUUUCAGGAAGCGUACGCGUUGGGGUAUCUCUUGGCUGUGGUUUUCCAAAGAGCCAUUGUGGACAACUCGCCAAAGGGGUGGAGAGCCAUUUUUUGGUUUAGUGCGGGUCCGCCGGUGCUAUUUAUUGCCUGGAGGUUAUCUCUCCCCCAGACUGACGCAUUUAUCAGAAAGAUGGAGGUUGAGGAUGGCGAAGGCGUGGAAGGGUCCAAGUUUUGGAAGAAUGCAAAGGAGUCGCUUAGAACCCAGUGGUUGAUGUUUGUUUAUUUGGUGUUGUUGAUGGCGGGGUUCAACUUUAGCUCCCACGGCUCCCAGGACUUGUAUCCUACGUUAUUAAGCAAGCAGCUUAACUACGGUGAAGAUCGUUCCACCGUCACAAACUCGGUGGCCAAUUUUGGUGCCAUCGCCGGUGGUGUGGUUGUCGGCCAUGCUUCCACUUUCGUAGGCCGCCGUUUCGCCAUCAUGCUUUCCUGCGUUUUGGGCGGUGCCAUGAUCUACCCAUGGGCCUUUGUCCGCAAUUCCGGCAUCAACGCUGGGGCGUUCUUCUUGCAGUUUUUUGUGCAGGGGGCCUGGGGUGUGGUUCCAGCUCAUAUUUCCUCCUUGGCCGACCCUAAAUGGAGAUCUUUUAUUGUGGGCACUUCCUAUCAGUUGGGUAACUUGGCCUCUUCCGCUUCUUCCACCAUCGAAGCAACGAUCGGUGAAAAGUUUCCGUUGUUCGACUCCAAUGGGCAGCAAAUUGUUGGUGCCUUCAACUACUCCAAGGUAAUGGCCAUUUUCAUGGGAUGCGUUUUCGCAUUCCUCUUACUUGUUACCUUUAUCGGGCCGGAGGUCAAGGAAAGUGCCGUCAUUGCGCAUAUGAGAGCCCAAGAUAGCGAGUCCAUUAUCAGCUACCAGGAUAAACCAUUGGAAGAACAGGUGAAGAUAGUUGGUGACGAAGAGAACCAACAAGGUGCUAUUCAAAAGUAGAAAUGAGGUUAAAUAUACAAUAAUAUAGAUUAUUAUUAAGG